AAGCUCAAAAUUGUCACUACAGAACUACAUCUAUAAGUGAAUAAGCAUAUCGAGAAUUUUAUUUAGUUAAGUCUUUGAAAGUUUCCGAAUUAAAUUUAAAUUUCAGUUAGUGUGUAAAUUGUGAUUGAAUUGAUUAUCUUACUAAAUUCUACAAAGAGUCAACCGUUGAUUCCCCUUCAUUGUAAUGGCGUUGAGAACAAUACGAUAUUGUGUAUUGAAAUUUAAUCCGAAUGGAUCUCGCUUAUAUUCCGCUUUGGGGAAAAUACCAACAACUUUUGCAAUAGGAACUCCCAAAAAUGCGACAAAACCUGAUAACAGCAAACUCGACGAGCAAGAUGGUAGGCAAUGUUCGGAUCCAAACCUUAGAGGACUUGUGCUUGGCGUGUACAGCAUGGAGGACAAUAAACUUGAUCCUGGAAUUCUUACCCCAAUCGCUUACAAAUAUAAUAAGUCGAAAACAGCAGGACGACUUCUAGAACUUCUCCGUUUGGCUGGUCCGAUGCCCCGUAGAGGCGAAUAUCGAAUAUUCUACAAUUUAGAGCCUAGCUACUCGGCCAUAUGUAUCGUAGGUUUGGGUUCUGAAUGUCUAGGGUACGAUUCACACGAAUUGAUAGACGAACAUAAGGAAGCAAUACGCAGGGCUGUUGCUACUGGAUGUAGAGCGUUACAGCAAAUCCACGUUGAAAAAAUUGUUGUCGAAAGUUUCGGACACGCCGAAUCAGCAGCGGAGGGAGCAGCACUAAGUGUGUGGGCCUACCAAGAUUAUAAAGACAAAUUAGAUCAAAUCGUGGUUCCACAAAUUGAUUUACAUGUUGAAAAAGGCGAAGAAUGUGAUUGGGAUGGUUGGCGGAUAGGACUACAAAAAGCUGCCGCACAGAAUCUAGCGAGACAACUACAAGAAACCCCAUCCAAUCAGCUCAGUCCUACUUAUUUCGCACAAAAUGUCGUUGAUGUUCUCUGCAAAUCAGGUGUCAAUGUGGAAGUGAAAGUAAAAGGAUGGGCUGAAAGCCAACAAAUGCAUGCAUUUCUGGCUAUAGCGAAGGCUUCUUGUGAACCUCCCAUAUUUCUCGAGCUAAGCUAUUUUGGAACAAAUCGCGAAGAAAGGCCAAUAGUCCUGGUUGGUCAGGGCCUUACAUUUGAUGCAGGUGGCCUAUGCCUUAAGGAAAAAGAUGAUUUGCGUAACAUGCGAGCUGAUAUGUCAGGAGCGGCUUGUGUAGUGGCAGUUUGCAGGGCAGUAGCCUCUCUGCAGUUACCAAUUAAUAUCCGAGGUUUAAUACCCUUAUGUGAAAAUGUUCUCGGGUGUAACUCCUGCAAGCCCGGAGACAUCACGAAAACUAUGAGCGGAAAAAGCGUAGAACUGGAAGACACCAGCCACGAGGAUGCUUACGUAAUAAUAGAUGCCCUACUUUACGCUCAGAAUUUUUGGCCCAGGUUCAUACUUGACAUCGGAACCACCACAAGAGAGGCAAAGUAUGGCUUUUGCGAAGCAGCAACAGCUAUCUAUACCAACUCGGAGCAACUGUGGCAGCAAAUGAAAAACGCUGCAGCCCAUAGUGGUGAUCGAGUGUGGCGAAUGCCCCUCUGGCGGCAUUUCUCAUAUAUGAUGACAAAAGGAAAGCAUUGCGAUGUACAAACUUGUGGUAGAGAAAAAGGGCAUGGCACUCCUUGCAAAAAUGCCGCAUUCUUGAAGGAGUUCGUACCUUGCGGGCAAUGGAUGCAUAUUGAUACCAGAAACGUGAUGAGAACUAAUGGUUUAAACUUUGAGUACCUCCGCGAAGGAAUGGCUGGCCGUCCCACGAGGACAAUAAUUGAAUUCAUCGCCCAACUUGUGUGCCAUGAAAACGACCCCUCCACGAAUCAACAAGGCGCAAAUUGAUGAACGCAGGUCUGAUUGUAUACAGAUCGUAUAGUACUAUAAAUAGAGCGGAAGCGGAGGACCUUUUGUCUUGUGUUUAAGUAUAAUUAUAGGUUUAAGUAGCUGAAUAUGAUGUAGUAUGUGAUCAUUAGUUAAGUUCCAAUUCGAUAUGUAAACCAUUUUACUUCAUAUGUAAACGAAAAGUAAAUUUAAAGUCCA
Molecule: messenger RNA, 2074 nt
Organism: Hermetia illucens (black soldier fly)
Lineage: Eukaryota; Metazoa; Arthropoda; Insecta; Diptera; Stratiomyidae
Product: cytosol aminopeptidase-like
Exons: 5
Coding region: 185-1876 (563 amino acids)
Biological process (GO): proteolysis
Cellular component (GO): cytoplasm
Molecular function (GO): metalloaminopeptidase activity; manganese ion binding
Source: RefSeq, a predicted model, not a curated record